GUUCAUAGAUGUCGACAAUUUCCUGACUAAUCCACAGACCCUCAAUCUAAUGAUUGCAGAAAACAAAACCAUUGUGGCCCCCAUGCUGGAGUCUCGAGGCCUGUACUCUAAUUUCUGGUGCGGAAUCACACCUCAGGGCUUCUAUAAGCGGACCCCAGACUACCCUCAGAUUAGAGAGUGGAAGAGAUUGGGCUGCUUCCCCGUCCCCAUGGUCCACUCCACCUUCCUGAUUGACCUCAGGAAGGAAGCUUCUGACAAGCUGACGUUCUACCCUCCACACCAGGACUUCGCCUGGACCUUUGAUGACAUUAUCGUCUUUGCCUUCUCCAGCAGGCAAGCAGGCAUCCAGAUGCAUCUCUGCAACAGAGAGCACUAUGGCUACCUGCCCAUCCCCCUGAAGCCCCAUCAGACGCUGCAGGAGGACAUCGAGAACCUCAUCCACGUGCAGAUAGAAGCAAUGAUUGACCAUCCUCCAAUGGAACCCUCCCAGUUUGUCUCAACUGUCCCUAAAUAUCCAGACAAGAUGGGAUUUGAUGAGAUUUUCAUGAUAAACCUCAAACGCAGGAAAGACAGGCGGGACCGGAUGCUGCGCACACUGUACGAGCAGGAGAUUGAGGUCAAGAUUGUCGAGGCCGUGGAUGGAAAGGCACUCAACACAAGCCAGCUCAAGGCCCUGAAUAUUGAAAUGCUGCCUGGUUAUCGAGACCCCUACUCCUCCAGGCCUCUAACCAGGGGUGAAAUCGGCUGCUUUCUUAGCCACUACUCUGUCUGGAAAGAGGUAAUCGACCGAGAACUGGAGAAGACUCUUGUUAUUGAGGAUGAUGUGCGUUUUGAGCAUCAGUUUAAGAGGAAGCUGAUGAAGCUGAUGGAUGACAUUGACCAGGCUCAUCUGGACUGGGAACUGAUCUAUAUUGGUAGGAAGAGGAUGCAAGUAAAAGAGCCAGAGAAAGCGGUGCCCAACGUGGUAAACCUGGUCGAGGCUGACUAUUCCUACUGGACCCUGGGCUACGUCAUCUCUCUGGAAGGAGCACAGAAGCUGGUUGGAGCCGACCCUUUUGGGAAGAUGCUGCCAGUGGAUGAGUUUCUGCCAAUCAUGUACAACAAGCACCCUGUAGCCGAGUACAAGGAGUACUAUGAAUCCAGGGAUCUGAAAGCCUUCUCUGCAGAGCCUUUGCUCAUCUACCCCACACACUACACGGGCCAGCCAGGGUACCUGAGUGACACAGAGACCUCGACCAUCUGGGACAAUGAGACAGUGGCCACCGAUUGGGACAGGACACAUUCCUGGAAGUCCAGCAAGCAAGGUCGCAUCCACAGCAAUGCCAAGAACACAGAGGCGCUGCCGCCACCAACCUCCAUGGACACCGUGCCUUCGAAGGAUGAGCUAUGAAGGCUCCCUGGGAGCACAACCCACCUUCGUUCAUCACCCUUUGGUUUUUCUAAAGGGCUGUUCAUCUGUUUGCCUCCGUUUUUGGUUGUUUUUUUUUUAAGUGGUCACAUUCAUCCAGCCAAAGUGGUCUGAUGUGAUAGACCAAAGUUAAUGUUAUUUUUGACAGAGGAGGGGAAUAGAGAAUUUAAGCCCGAAUUUCCUAGGAUGGCUAAAAGAUAAGCUUUGUGGAAACCAUUAAGAUAAACUUCAGUCCAGACACCUAAUUCUUCAGCUCACUGCCCACAUGAUUCUGCUUCCACUGCUUCCCAUGCGAAGGUCGGACAACGUGGCUCAGAGUCUUGCCCGAGAGCAGGCGGUCACCAAGCUGUCACAUCAGUAACUAGGUAGUCACGGCAGCCCAGCCAACUGGACCACGUUUACUGGUCUGGUUGGGUUUCAUUGUAUGUGGCAGAUGUGACCUUGAAAACUCAAGCCAACUGGACAAAUUUUAUUGGUCUAAUUGGCUUCAUUUUAUGUGACCUUGAAAACUUGUGUAUAUGACAAGUUUGAGGGGGAAUCAAAUCAUUUGAAAUCAUAUUAAUUGGGCUUUUUAUUUAAAGGAAUUCUGUCAUGAGCCUUAUUGCAAAGUAGAUUUUUGUCUUAGUCCUCAGUACCCAGUAGGGAUGGGCGUUUGUGUCUGGCUGAGACUUGACCACCAUGGCAAUUGAAGCUCUCAUGAAGAGCUGUCAGUUUGCCAUGCAGAUGUGACUUAGUAGAUCUCUGGUGGUUUGUGUAGAUAUUUGAGGAAAAAAGAACUCUUGGCCUUCUUUAUUGUGGCCACUUGAGUGAGGAUGCUCUAUUUAUAAAGAUAAAUGUAAUAUAUAAAGGGUGGGGGCUGGUGUGUACCUCCUGCCCUGCCCCUGGGGUUCAUGUCACACUCUUUGCUCCAUCUCUUAGCCUGGGAACGAACCACAGGUGUGAGUUUUAUGAGUUGAGUCACUGUUGAGACACAGAGCACAUUUUCAGGCCAGCAACUAUCUUUGCCGGGGUUUUUCAUUAUAUUUUGAAUUAUUUAUUUUACAAAUCGUUGGGAAAACAUUGUCUGUAAGACAAGGCAAAGAAAUGGAUGCUGCAAGCUUUCACCACACUCUGGGGAGUGGUCGGUGUAGACAAUCUGAUUCUCUUUAGUUUCCCAGCCUGGCUCUUGCAGGGAGGCCUGUUGAUGGGCAAUUCUAAUGAUCUGGAAACAAAUGAUUCUCCAUCUAAGGUGCGAAACAUGGUCAGAAAGAAUGGGCUGGUCAACUGAUUUAGGCCAACAACCCGGGAAGCUCUCAGAGUCAGAAUCCUGGGAGGAUGCCCCUUCUCAAAAGAUGUCCCCUGAGACUCCUUUCUGCUUUCUUCGUAGAUUGGUUUUAUGUAAAAUGCAGAGUUGGACUGCAUGAUCUCUUCCCACUCUGCAAUCUGGCAUCCCAGGAUCUCUCAUGAUGGUUUGCCUCAGGUUUAUGUUCUCACACCCUCGAGCUCUAAACGUGGCCUCCAGAAACACCCUCCCAGGCAUCCCGAACAAGCACCUGUCCUCGAUAGCCAUGCACCAUGGCAGCCACGUGUGGGGGGGCGUGCAGGUCCAAGAACCUGAGCUUCACACUUCAACGAGUGGGGAGGGCCCUUUGCAGCAGAGCUGUGGGUAGGGGGUGCUCCCCGGGAGAGGGUCCCCCAGCUUAGGGCAGUGAGGCAACUUGCCGUCCACCUGACGCCAGCCUUGGCCUUCCCGAUUCAUUGUUGAUAUUCUUCUAUAUUGACUAGUAAGCCAGAGAUUAAGAAAAGGGGUCUCGUCCAACUCCAAUUUUUACUGCUUAGACAUAACUGUCAGAGCUUGACUGUUUUUUUUCUAGAAAAACAGAAAGAGCAUCUGGAGAGCUAGUGAAAAAUCCUUAGGUGAUUCCUAAGAUUUCCUUGGGUGUUUGGUAUGUUGUUUGCAUAUUUGAGUGUGUGCAAGUGUGUAUGGCUUUAAUGAAUCUUUUUUAAUGGGGUGGGAGGUGGCUGGGGUGUUGGGAGGUGAAGGAAGAUUGAGUUGAUUUUGUGUUGUUUUGUUUAAUUUUUUUCCCUGUCAGCUGGUCUGACAGGUUUAAGAAUUCUCGUUCUUAAGAGACAGUGGACUUAAAUUCUAAAAUUUUAGAAUAGGACUGUUCUACUGUGAAUAAAGUUCUGGCUCUGUUAGCCCAGCCUUUGUUUCUCCCUGCUCAGGUCUGGAAUUCCAAGCAAUGUUCUUUCCCUGUGAACAUUGUGAGCUACAGAUCUAGCAUUUCUUUUAACAAGUCUUUUCGGCAACUCAGAGGUUCCUUGACCUCAUUGUCUGUCCUGUUUCCCUUCCAGUCUUAAGCCAAGACAUUCGAUCUUCACAGUGUCAUGUGAGGCCUUCGGUAAGAGGCCUUUGCCGCUGGGCUGCCACCUGCUCUCUGCCUCUGGCAGUUAAACUGUGCCUGGAUUCCUCUGGGGAUCCAAGGUGGGAUCUUCUGGACAGACAGCCCCAACUUCAGCAGCGCUGGUGCUGCUGUGUGUGGACUGAGCUCCUACGAAUCGCAGAGGACACGCUGCACGGGCCUUGCUUUGGGUUCACUCUGGCCUGCUGCAGAAACUCUGGAAAACAAGAGCUGACAUCCAGCACCCUAUAUUGUCUGCCUUGCUGUGCUGUUUCAGGGCAGGGAAGUGAUAAACUACUUGCCUUCUGGAGCUCUU
Molecule: messenger RNA, 4105 nt
Organism: Propithecus coquereli (Coquerel's sifaka)
Lineage: Eukaryota; Metazoa; Chordata; Mammalia; Primates; Indriidae
Gene: COLGALT2
Product: collagen beta(1-O)galactosyltransferase 2
Exons: 9
Coding region: 50-1390 (446 amino acids)
Molecular function (GO): procollagen galactosyltransferase activity
Source: RefSeq, a predicted model, not a curated record